This is a messenger RNA of Selaginella moellendorffii, 1619 nucleotides long. Its product is annotated as UDP-N-acetylglucosamine diphosphorylase 2. The transcript is spliced from 15 exons. The record is from RefSeq and is a predicted model, not a curated record. Gene Ontology annotation, biological process: UDP-N-acetylglucosamine biosynthetic process. Bases 31 to 1476 code for a protein of 481 amino acids. Gene Ontology annotation, molecular function: UDP-N-acetylglucosamine diphosphorylase activity. Lineage: Eukaryota; Viridiplantae; Streptophyta; Lycopodiopsida; Selaginellales; Selaginellaceae.
GACCGGUAGGGUUUUAGAGAUCACGGCGCCAUGGGAGAGGCGUUGCUCGAAGCUGGCGGCGAAUCGAUGCUCCCGCCACAGGCGUUCCUGGAGCGGCUCAAGGAUUUCGGGCAGGAGCACACGCUGGGGCGCUGGAAGGAGCUGAACGAGGUGGAGCGCGACGAGCUGAUCUGCGAAUUGGAGGCGGUAGAUCUUCCUCGCGUCUCGCGGAUUGCGAGGAAGACACUACAGCGCGGAGAUUCUCUGAGAAAUCCAGUGCCGCUAGCAGAAGCGUCGGUGUCUUGUAUUGAAGAAAGGACUGCCCAGGAAAGGGAAAGAUGGUGGGGAUUGGGCUUGAAGGCGAUCUCCGAAGGAAAACUGGCGGUGCUGCUAUUGUCAGGGGGCCAGGGCACACGCUUGGGUAGUAAUGAUCCAAAGGGAUGCAUUAAUAUCGGUUUGCCUUCGGGAAAGUCACUGUUUCAGCUCCAGGCAGAGAGAAUUUUGAGAAUACAAAAACUAGCCUCGAAUCGGGCUGGCUCAGGAAGGCUAGUCAUGAUCCCAUGGUACAUUAUGACGAGUCCAUUUACAGACACCGCUACUCGGCAAUUCUUUGAAGCCAAAAAGUACUUUGGUCUUGAAGCACAACAGGUAAUCUUCUUUCAACAAGGGACGCUUCCUUGCGUGACGAAGGAAGGGAAAAUUAUCAUGGAAUCUGCCUGUAAGAUUUCAAGGGCCCCAGACGGAAAUGGUGGAGUCUACGCAGCUUUGAAGACCUCGGGCCAUUUGGAAGAUAUGGCCAAGAGAGGCAUUCAUUACGUGGAUUGUUUCAGUGUAGACAAUGCUCUGGUUCGGGUAGCAGACCCACUCUUUCUAGGCUACUGCAUCGAUAGAAACGUCAGCUGUGCUGCCAAAGCUGUGAAGAAGUUGUAUCCUCAAGAAAGAGUUGGAGUCUUCGUGAGACGUGCAAAGAACGGACCUGUGGCCGUCUUGGAAUACAGUGAGCUGGAUCCUGCUCUCGCUUCCUCGGUCAACCAAGAGACAGGACGAUUGAACUUUAAAUGGAGCAAUAUUUGUAUGCAAAUGUACUCCUUAGAGUUUUUGGCUGCAGUGACGGAUGAAUUGGAGCAAGACAGCAUAUAUCAUGUUGCUGAGAAGACAAUACCUUCCGCGGACGGGCCUGUCCAAGGCAUCAAAUUAGAGCAGUAUAUAUUCGAUGCGUUUCCAUAUGCUCCAUCGGUGGCGAUUUUCGAGGUUGUAAGAGAGGAAGAGUUUGCUCCGGUGAAGAAUGCGAGUGGAGUGGACUCGCCAGAAUCGGCUCGAUUGUUACUUCUUCGCCUCCACAUGCGCUGGGUGGUAGCAGCGGGAGGUUUCAUUCUACACUCGGUGCCAUUACAUUUAACUGGAGUGGAGGUCAGUCCUUUGAUCUCGUAUGCAGGCGAAAAUCUCGAAGAGAUAUGUCAUGGACGGAGCUUUCAUGUCCCUUGUGAAAUACGCUAGAGGAAUUUUUUUUUUAAAAAAAAAACGAAGGUCAGUUUCUUGUGGAGUGAAUAAUGCGUUCGUGAUAUUCUGCGAUGGGGGCAGAAAUUUUGUCAUCUAGAAACUCAACUUUGCAAUAAAAAAAAAAACUGUUGAUAUAGUUA